Molecule: messenger RNA, 6367 nt
Organism: Porites evermanni
Lineage: Eukaryota; Metazoa; Cnidaria; Anthozoa; Scleractinia; Poritidae
Source: the annotation of a GenBank genome assembly
AUGGCGGACGAAGAGGAAGAAUCGCCGAAAGGACGCCUUCUUCAAAGGCAGAAAAAAGAGGCUAAAGAACUUCAAGGUAUUCUUUCCACUUAAGCUACUCUUUUAGGUUCUAAGUCUAGUUAAUAGUCGGAUUCUGAUGCACUGUUACGAUAAAAACUGGCAAAUAACUAAGCUCAUGAUCAUGCUGUUUUGUUUCUAGGCCAAAUACAGUCGAUGAAACAUUCUGUUCCCAAAGGCGACAAAAGAAAGAAGAAAGAAAUAACUCUUGAGAUUGCCAAGCUCGAAGAAGAAUUAAAUACCAGGCACAAGGAAGAGCUUGAAUUAUUGGAACGUGAAUCAAAUUUGGUAACUUGAAAGACAAAUCAGUCUUUUAAUAACCCUUUUAUUCCCGUGGACUUGAUCAUGGAAACUAACUCCAAAAGAAUAUGUAACCCUGUGCUCGUGUUUGUUUAUAAUUAAAUUUGAACAUCUAUCUGUAGGGAAAAAAAUAAUGCAGGUUGAUUUCUCUGGUGGCAAGCUUGGUAAAGAUCAUGAUAACAUACUGCUAAACCAUGCAAAUCUGGAGUGUUUGAAAGAAAACCCCCAAAAUCCUGGAGAUUGGGACCUCAAACCCUGAGAUUUAUUUUGCCAUGGUAUUCUUAACCCUACAAGUGGUCUCUGUUGUAUUUUCUUGUUGCUAUUUUGGCAGCAAUGAGAAGAUUCUGUUUUACUAUCCAGGUUGAUGGGAUGGCGAGUAGCCAAGUGAGUUUGCUAUAAGGCACUCCUACAGGCAUUAGUGAACCUAUGUUUUAUGCAUAUGAGGUUGGAAUUGGACUCAAGUCUCUCCCCUAAAAUAAUUUUUUGAACUUACAAUUUGUGCGGUUCCUAGUGGAAUGGUUUAACGAUUUUUAAGUGAGAUUUGGAGGUUAAAUUGUGAGACCAUAAGUUGACUGCCCAAACUGUAAGUCUCACAGUGAAACCAUGAGAGUUGGAAGGUUUGUGAGAUUUUUGUAGAAUUUAAACAUUGUUUUCUUUACUUUGGAAGGAUGAAGUUGUCUUUAGGUAUAAACAUCGGAUAAUAUGUAGUCAAUCAGAUACUAGUGUUUUUUAGAUGAGAAUUUCAAUAGCUUGGCUGUUCAGUUUGAAUUUGUGUACCAGGAGAUUUCACAACUAUCACAGCCAGCAACCCUAAAAUAAACUCACAAAACGACUCCUUUAAAUACACUCAAUAAACAUUUCACUGUAACAUUUUUUUGUCAUUAUAUCACAUUUGAAACUGAUUAUUAGUUUACUUCAGUGGAGCAAUCAUAACUGCCGCAAUAUUCAUUUUCUUCUAGAAUAGAUCAAUGCUCUGACUUUAGAGAACAGCCACACAAACAGAGAGUGGUCUGCCUUUGUCUAACUUUUAGUCUGUUGAUGAAAUCCUAUUACAAUAUCUGUGUCCAAGUUAUUGAUUAUUGGAUGUUUAUAAAUAAUAAAAUGAAAGUACAGAUAAAAAGGCUGCAUCAUUUUCUCUGCUUAAAUCUCUUCUUUAGCUAAUUAAAUCUGUGGUUUAAUUUAUAGAAUGAAGAUACUCUUGGGUUGGUUACCCAGGAAAUGGAGGCUGUGUCUGUUACAAAUGAACCUGAACCCCAGUCAAAAGUUUCAAAGGCUCAGAAAAGAAGGGUAGGUUAUAAUAUAAAGAUAUACACUGUUGUUGUUGUAAAAAAAAAAAAAAUGAUAAUGAUAAUAAUAUUAAAGUGGAAGCUGUCGUAAGUGGACACCCUAAGGACACAAAAAAGGUGUCUGUAACUGAAGCUGGCCACUUUUGGGAAUGUAAAAAUACAGAGUUUGUAUGGCAGUUGAGAAAAACGGUGAAGGUGGCCAUAAGUAGAGCUGUCCGCUUGCGAGAGUGUUCUUGGAAGUCUAACUUCAUAUUGAAAAUUUUUAGCAGUGCAUACUAUUUUAUUUUUCUAUUGUUGUUGUGCUAUAAGGACAAAAAGGCUGCUAAAGAAAAGGAAAGAGAACAAAGAAUUGCUGAGGCUGAACUAGAAAAUGUACAUAGUGCAAGAAAUAUAGAAGCCGAAAAACUAAAAGAAAUCUUGACUGCCAAAGGCUUAUCAAUCAAAGAGGUAAUCUUGAUUAUUUGAUCCCAUUUUUUCAGUUGUCAACGUUUUCAAUAAUAUUAUGACCAUGUUGUAUUACUCAUUCACAGAAUGAAUUUAUUUUCAGAUCACCCCAGAUGGAAACUGGUAUGUAACUCCAAUUGAUGUAAUUUUUUUGCCUUACAUAAGCCAUUAGGAUGGGCUUUGUGUUGUGGAUAUAAAGGCAGCAUGCAAAAAAGCUGUGUCGAAUAGUCCAAGAUAAGCAGGGGGUGCUUUUGUCUGCUGUGAAAAGUUUGGGAGCAGGUCAAAUUUUUCCCCCUGGAGCUUCAUCACCUGCAAAAAUUCCUCGGAGCUCUGCCAACAAGAAAGUACCGCACACAUGAAGAAAUACCCUGCGCACAAGCUACAGUGAUUUCUGUUCUUCACGUGCCUGACAGGCUAGUGAAAUAUUCUGGGAAAUUCAAAUUACAGCACAAAGUUAGAAGAAGAGAAGUGCUAAAUUCUCUCCAUAAAAGAAUUAAUUGUCUGGGUUUCUAUUUCUUACUUGAAGUACUUUUGAAGGUUAGACAGAGGUCAUCUUAUUUUGAAUGGGCGCGUGCAAGGUCACACAAUGUAGCACUUUUUGUAGAGGGUUUAAUUUGUAGGUGUGCAGUUGUGACUUAAGGUUUUGUAACCAUAUCCCUAUUAAACUGUAAUCUUAACACCAUUAGUCGUAUGCACAUCUGCAUCCGCAAUUAGUACUCAGCAAGGACUUAGCACAUAGACUUUAAAACUAUAUCACAGGUUAUAUACCAAGUUGGAAAUUAAGAUAUGAAGUAGGUAAGCCGGGCUUUUAGGUGAAGUACUUGUCCAUAAACCCCUUGAUAGUUGUUUCACAUGUUUGUAUCGCAUAAUCUGCCAAUACAGCUGCCUCUCCUCGCUUCCUGUCGCUGGGAACGUUUCGUUUCUCUCUCGGGAAGCGUCCCACCAACCAAACGUGAUGAGAGGCGGCUGUUUUCGCACGCUUUGCGUUUCUUAAAAUAGUGCAAAGGCGGAGUUUAUUGUCAAUCCACACUUAGGUACUGUUGAUUGGAUACGUGUGCAUACGACCGAUGGUACAAUGAUUCACAUUGAUGAAAUGACGAGAUUUUUUGCUUUCCAUAAAUUAGCUUAAACAAGCCUGAAAAACGGCAAGUUUGGUAUUUGAUAAAAAUUAUGUAAGCGGUAAGCUUGUUUUGACCAAUAACGUUUCCGAAAACUUCUAUUCGUUCAGUUCAGUAAAUCCAAACUGUUGUUGAACGUUUUUAGUAAAGACGGAUAUUUCUUUAAUAAACCGCUUUUUUGAGCCAAGCGUUUUUUAUUUUGUUUCUUGUGGCACGUUUGAUAAUCGGAAGAACGGCAGUUGGUGAGAAGGACUGAAUGAUUUUUAGCAUGAGAUAAAUGGUCGAAUAUCAUCAUGAACUUCCUUCUGUAGUAACAUUUUCAUCUCUAAUUCUUUGUUUUCUUGUUUUUCACCAGUUUAUAUAAUGCCAUCGCAGAUCAGCUGUCCAGACGAAAUCAACAGGUACAAUUCAUUUUAGUUCAGCAAGCCGCCGGGAAUUUUCCAACAUAAUUUGUUUAAAAUUUCUUCAUUCAUUUCGUUUUUAGACAGAAAUGCAAACAUUAAGGAAACUUGCAUCAGAUUAUAUGCUGAACCACGAAGAAGACUUCCUGCCCUUCUUAACGGAUACAAAGACCGGCGAGGUCUACACUCCAGGUACGCUGACAUUAAAUAGACCGUUCCACAGUUUUUUCAACUUUGGACAUGAACCAGGUAGGGAAAAUCGGUCGACACCACUGGAAAAAGCGCCUUUAAAUUGGUCAACUUGCUAAGUUUGAAAGUGAUACAUCUUAAGCGAGCGAGGAUACAGCUCUGCAACGUUACGAAAAUUUACAGACGUUUGUUUGGUGAGGAGUAAGUUUGCGUGGACACCAUGUCUUCGUUAGUUUUCAACAAAUCACUUUUAAACUUGGCAAUUUUAGCAAUUUUAGCGCGCUCUUUCUAGCGGAGUUGACCUUUUUUUCUUAACUUGUUCAUGUUGAAAGUUGAAAAAAAAAAAAAAAAACACCGUUGACGAGUCUAUUGGAAACUACAGUCCACUUACACCCUGUGGUCAUCCUGCUAAGACAAACGGCAACUGAAUCCUAGGCAAAAUAGACCGUUCCACGUCGUUUUCAGUUUUUGACUGGGACCAGACAGCGAAAAUCCGUCAUCAUUGCUGGAAACUGAGAACGCCUGAAAAUCAGUAAAGCUGGCAAGGGCAAGAGGAAAUUAUAAAAGUUGCCUUUUCGAUUCACUUCGCCUCACUCCCCAUCCCCCUUUUCCAAUAAUCCAGAAAGGCCUUAUAUGUAGGCUACAAAAAUACAGACGUUAACGUACGACACGUAGAAAUUCUUGAUUCUACGGAAUCCCGCUAUCAAUUUUUUUGGGUUUCGACACUCAGUACAACUGUAAUCAAAUGUAUUGUUCUAACUCUCGUGAUAAACAACACCGAACGCAAUCUUUGAGCAGCUUAGAAACAAUGAAACCCUCUUUCUACCAUCUUGUGCCUUAUGACCUUUAUCGUUUUGGUUAGAUUAACAUCUGUCUUUUCUAUUGCUUCGUGUUCUUUGUGUUGCUUUCAAGUCCAUGAGGCAGUCUCGCUAGGGUUUCAGCAACAACGAGGUUGUGUCUAGUUGCCUUAACUAGUCAGUAAAAGUCGACCGACCUCUUAACAUUUAGAUUUCCUCAAUUGAUACUAGUCUGUAAAGCAGGUACCUCAGGGCGACUCAAAGAACCACUGAAAUUGAGCCUUAUACGUUAUUACUCUCUCCCUUCUCGACGAAAACAAUACAUGGAAAAACACUAAACUUAUUAAAGAGGUCUUGAACUAGAAAUCAGAAUUCACCAAAAGGUCACUCUAAUCGUCUGUCCCGACCUUCAAAUUUCACUGAUGAGCUGUAGUUUUAAAGGUUCACUGUUUUUUCAAACUACCUGUUCUAUUCUGAUGGUUAGUGUCGUUUUAACGUUUUUGUUUAUAAUUUUCCGCGGUGCGUUCCCUUAUCUAAGGACCGGGAUUUUUCUUAUUUGGAUCAUUCCUUUGCAGAUCAAUUUGUCCACUACUGUGAAGAGCUUGCUAACACGCCUGUAUGGGGAGGGCAUUUAGAGGUAGGCUAUACCUAAGGCUAUUAUUUCUAACGAGUUCUUGCUCUUUUCAUAGACAGAUAGAUGUCAUUUUGAAAUACGAUUCUCAAACUCAUUAAUAAUUCAUAAAGAAAAUUCAAAGGAAAUUAAUAUUUAAUGAGUGUUUGGAUAUCAGAUGAAAAACUGCUCAUUUUUGCAUCCUUAAUUUCUCCUUCAAAAAUGAUUUUGUUUGAGAAGAAAUAUCAAACAUUGGACACAGUGUUUCAUCACCAGAUGAAACACUGCAUCUCAUGUUUGAUAUAUUACUUCAUUUACACGACUAUGCAACAGUAGUUUGUUCAUAACCAUUACAAACGUUUACAAUGAUCAAAUAUCGAAAGCCCUCAGACAAAAAGGAGAAAAAAAUUCCUGAAUCCAGUACAUUUCUGUCAAACAGAAACGUUGCUGGACUUACAAAGGGCGGGAGGGUGGGAAAAGCUGUUGCACAAAAACUGAAUCACGUGACAAGCAUGCAGACUGGUACUUUACCUCCUGCCCAGGAUCCAUUCAGAGUGAGAGCCAAGAAAACAAGAAAACAUCUGGGCAAGAAAACAUUUGUUUCGAUUUGUUAUUGUCUUUGAAAGUUUGAUUUAGUUUCGUUAUUGUGUUCUGCGCGCCUUACCUAUCCAGUCUUCUCUUCCUCCAACCAAAUAAACUAGCUAUUGAGUACAAUAACUAGGAGUUCCUAGACCUCAUUCAUUCUAUCUUUAACAGAUUCAAGCCUUAUCUCAAGUGCUAAAAAUGCCGGUAGAGGUUUACCAAGCGAACGCACCAAUACUUAGAACAGGGGAGGAGUACGACUCACAACCAAUCUUACUGUCGUAAGUUAUAAUAGAUUCUUAAUCUUCUUUCUAGUAGUGUUAUGCUCAACUUGUAGCCGAUCUCUGUUCAUGAAUCCUUGACUUUGUUCGCGGCUGCGAAGGAGACUUCCCCUUAGUUUUCACGCGCAUAGUUAGAUGAGCACUGACGAUGAAAACAAGGUACGUUUUUAUUUUGCAGGUAUCACCAUCAUGCGUAUGGUCUUGGUGAGCACUAUAACUCGGUCGUCCCUGCUGAAGACAACAAGGAGAGCUAAUACUCUUUUUGUUUUUAAAUUGUACCGAAGAAAAACAAUAAAAUACAC